CGCUCGCUGCUCACCCGAGCCAGCCGUCAGUCCGUUGGCGUUUCCUACCGCACCUUCCUGACCACUGCUACACGCCGGGCAGACCCCGUCCAGGACCUUUACCUCAAGGAACUCCGCGCCUACAAGCCCAAGCCCAUCAAGCCCGGUGAUGCCGAUGCCCACGUCCAAAAGUUCAGCGCUCCCAAGCCCCCUCCAUCCCCCGAAGAGUCCAACAUCGCCAACGACCUGAAAGCCUACGAGACCCAGGAAGUCGAGGUUGAAGGCCAGGCCGCAGCCGGCGAAGCUGCCCCCAAGGAGGAGAGCUGGUUCGAAGAGGAUGUGGAAGAUGCGCAACCCGCUUCUCACUAA
Messenger RNA from Talaromyces proteolyticus, 348 nucleotides. RefSeq names its product putative mitochondrial F1F0 ATP synthase subunit Atp14. NCBI's taxonomy places the organism in Eukaryota, Fungi, Ascomycota, Eurotiomycetes, Eurotiales, Trichocomaceae. The annotation marks the transcript as partial. The transcript has 2 exons. Gene Ontology annotation, biological process: proton motive force-driven ATP synthesis. The record is from RefSeq and is a predicted model, not a curated record.